This is a messenger RNA of Suillus paluster, 1295 nucleotides long. RefSeq names its product glutathione S-transferase. Gene Ontology annotation, cellular component: cytoplasm. The transcript is spliced from 6 exons. The record is from RefSeq and is a predicted model, not a curated record. The coding region runs from base 1 to 840 and encodes 279 amino acids. NCBI's taxonomy places the organism in Eukaryota, Fungi, Basidiomycota, Agaricomycetes, Boletales, Suillaceae.
AUGUCCUCGACCGCCGACUCCGGUAAAGUCUAUCACCGCUCAUGCACCGGACCAGCUCUCCAAACCGUCCAACAACACAUCCAUGACCAAGAUAUCACCCUCUUCGCAAGCUGUUUCUGCCCAUUUGUACAACGCGUAUGGGCUGCGCUCGAGUACCUUCAGAUUCCUUACAAGGUGAGCUCAUCGAACGAAGUCGAUCCCUAUCAAAAACCCCAAGAACUGCUCAAUGUCUCGCCAAAAGGUCUAGUUCCAGCGCUCAUGCUCAAUGCCUUUGAUCCUCCUCGUGCGCUCAAUGAGAGCACCGUCAUCCUCGACUUCCUCGAAGAUAUCGCUACAAAAUCUACGCAUCGCAGCCUUCUUCCGCCCUCUUCAGAUCCAUAUGCGAAAGCACUCGUCCGACUCCAAUCAGACCACAUCAACCGAACGCUUGUGCCUGCGUUCUACAGGUACCUCCAAGCUCAAGACCCAGACGCACAAAUUGCAGGAGGAAAGGAGUUUCACGCAGCUAUUCAGUCCUUAGUGGAGCUUUUCGAACGCGCGGAGAGGGAGGUAGGGGGGACGGGGCUUUGGGUUGAAGGUGGCGAUUUGGGUUGGGCGGAUGUUGUUGUCGGACCGUGGAUCUUCAGAGCGACUAAUGUGCUGAAACAUUACCGCGGGUUUGAAACGCCGCGAGGGGGAAAGUUCGAAGCGUGGUUGGGGAGGCUUUUUGAGGAUCCUGCGUUUAAGAGGACUUGUAGUAGUGAGGAGCUGUAUUUGGACAGUUAUGAGCGUUAUGCUUUCAAUCGCCCGAAUACGAGUCAGGUGGCCAAUGCGAUUAAUAGUGGUAGGGGAUUACCUUGAGCAAAUGGGAAGGACACGCUGAAAUCUAAUAGCUGUACAAAAAGCCGAGUCUGUGAUGGUACAGGUGGUAGUAAUAGUAGCAGAAAUAUGACCUAUUCAAAGCCAACCAUGGUUAUGAUCUGGUGCUCAUCAUUCUCCUCAUCCUCGGUUCCAAAUACGCAUCGUGUAAGUCUUCUUCCACACAUUACUCCUCUGAGUCGUCGCUAUACUCCUCAUCACUAUACUCCAUAUCCUCCCCACCCUCGAUCUCAAUGCCGCUGUACUCUACAUGCAAUCAGCACGAAGGUGAGCUAUGCUAGAGAUUCAGGUGGAAACACACCAUCUGACAGUGAGAUGAAAGGGUCAGUGUGCGCUCGUCACUACAAAAGACAACAUCACACACGAUACGAGGGCAGGACAUGACUUGGUAGGGGGGACAUGGCCUGGACAUGGUCGGCGCUACGCAGUAAGUCACC